ACGCGGCUGCGCUGGGACGGGGCGCGGGGCUCGGGGGGGGCCCGGGGCUGCACCGCGGGGUUGUCCCGGGUGUCCCACGGUGAGCAGCCCCCGGCCCCUGCCCGACCCGCCGGUCCUGACCGUCCUUGGGCAGCCGGUCCUGCCGGGAUGGCCGCCCGCAUCCUGCACCGGCUGCGGCACGCGUUGGGCGGCGAAGGCGGCCGGGAGGAGCGGGAACACGGAGGCUCCGAGGCUGAGGACUGCCCGGAGAGCUCCGAGCUGGAGGACGACACGGAGGGGCUGUCGACACGCCUCAGCGGCACCCUGAGCUUCACGAGCCACGAGGAGGAGGAGGAUGAAGAGGAAGGUGCUGGAGAGGAGCUGGGGGAACAGCCGCAGCCGAUCGGGGCAGCAGCCGGUGCUGAGGAUGGAGGCAGGUGCUGGGGGACCAGGAUGGGUGCAGCAUCCCGGGGGGGACCCAGGCGCUGGCAGGGGUCCCCAUGCCCCGUGGCGGGUGGGCUGACAUCCCCUCCCGAUGCAGAGUGCGGCGGUGGCAGUCUCCUGACCCGGCAGCUGCAGGAGCUGUGGCGGCGGUCGCGGGGCAGCCUGGCACCGCAGCGGUUGCUCUUCGAGGUCACCAGUGCCAGCGUGGUCAGCGAGCGCUCCUCCAAGUACGUGCUCUACACCAUCUACCUGAUCCGCUCUGGCCAGUUCGACAAGGCCCCCGCCACCAUCACCCGGCGCUACUCGGACUUUGAGCGGCUGAACCACCGCCUGCGCUGCCGCUUCGGCUGUGACAUGGCCGGUGUCGCCUUCCCCAGGAAGAGGCUGCGCCGGAACUUCACCGCCGAGACCAUCGCCAAGCGGAGCCGAGCCUUCGAGCAGUUUCUGUCCCACCUGCACUCCAUCGCCGAGAUCCGACGCUCUCCUGAGUUCCUCGAGUUCUUCUUCCUGCAGGACCUGCGUGCCGCGCAGCGCCUGACCUGCACCGGGAUGUACCGGGAGGCCCUUGCCACCUGGGCCAAUGCCUACCGGCUGCAGGACCGGCUGGGGGUCUACGGUUCUGGCCGCUUCCUUCUGACGCUGGCGGGGUUGGCUGUGUGCCACCAGGAGCUGGACCAGCUUGGGGAGGCCCAUGGCUGCUGCGAGCAGGCACUGGAGCUGCUGGAGGCCCAGGGCAGCCACCCGCUGCUGGGGCCCUUCCUGCAGGCACACAUCCACCUGGCCUGGAAGGUGGGCAAGGACAAGCGGCGCUCGGAGGCCCGGCUGCAGGACUUGCAGGAGGCUGGGCCACCCCUGCAGCAGCAGCCCACCCUGAAGGAGUGUCUGAUCAAGGAGCCGCUGGAGUGAGCGCCCUGUGGGGCAGGGGGCUGUUGGGGGCUCGUCCCCAGGCAGUAGGGAGUAGUGCUGUGGGUGGGGACAGGGCAGGAAGCAGGGUGGCACAGCAUGGGAGGUGCCACCAAAAUGCACUUUCUGUGGUUGGUCGGCCCGGUGGGGCUGGGUGCUCAUGGGUGCUCACCACCUGCUCUGCCCCCACUGUAGGGGCUGCGAGAGCAGACUGGGACAGACUGACACCGCAUAAGGGAACGGGAGGGCUUCUGGCAGAGCCCAGGGUGCUUGCCAGGAGCUUCCCAUAAAGCUCACGUAACACUAAAAA
Calypte anna (Anna's hummingbird) is the source of this 1636-nucleotide messenger RNA. It is a transcript of the gene SNX21, whose product is annotated as sorting nexin family member 21. Gene Ontology annotation, biological process: protein transport. The transcript has 2 exons. NCBI's taxonomy places the organism in Eukaryota, Metazoa, Chordata, Aves, Apodiformes, Trochilidae. The coding region runs from base 148 to 1329 and encodes 393 amino acids. The record is from RefSeq and is a predicted model, not a curated record. Gene Ontology annotation, molecular function: protein binding; phosphatidylinositol phosphate binding. Gene Ontology annotation, cellular component: early endosome membrane.